AUGAGACAAGCCCACGAAGAUAAUACAAGCUUCCAGUUUGACCACGAAGUAUUUCUGGGAAAAGACGAAGCCAAAACAUUUGACCAGCUCACACCAGAGGAGAGCAAAGACAGGCUUAGCAAAAUAGUGGACCGCAUUGAUAUUGACGGAGAUGGCCUCAUAACCACUACUAAACUGAAGGCCUGGAUAAAGCGGGCACAGAAGCGAUAUGUGUAUGAAAAUGUAGCAAAGGUGUGGACAGACUACGACCUCAACAAAGACAACAGAAUCUCAUGGGACGAGUACAAACAAGCUACUUACGGAUACUACCUUGCCAACCCAGAGGAGUUUCAGGACGCAUCAGAUCAGUUCAACUUUAAAAAGAUGCUGCCCCGUGAUGAAAGGAGGUUUAAGGCUGUUGACCUGAACAAUGAUAAUUUGGCGGACAAAGAAGAAUUCACAGCUUUCCUUCACCCAGAGGAGUUUGACCACAUGAAGGAUAUAGUGGUUCUGGAAACUCUGGAGGAUAUAGACCGAAAUGGAGAUGGACAUGUGGAUGGGGAUGAGUACAUUGCGGAUAUGUUCGCUCACGAGGACGGUGGCCCUGAGCCGGACUGGGUCAAAACUGAGCGAGAGCAGUUUUCCGACUUCAGAGACCUGAACAAAGAUGGAAAAAUGGACCUGGAUGAAAUCCGCCACUGGAUUAUGCCUCAAGACUAUGACCAUGCUUUGGCUGAAGCUCGGCAUUUGGUCCAUGAGUCAGACCAGGACAAGGAUCAGAUGUUGACCCGGGAAGAAAUCCUUGAAAACUGGAACAUGUUUGUGGGAAGCCAAGCUACCAACUAUGGAGAGGACCUCACCAAGAACCACGAUGAGCUUUGA
Molecule: messenger RNA, 861 nt
Organism: Knipowitschia caucasica
Lineage: Eukaryota; Metazoa; Chordata; Actinopteri; Gobiiformes; Gobiidae
Source: the annotation of a GenBank genome assembly